AUGGGAGCUCCUCCACCCAAGGCCAGGGGGCUCUGGAUCCAACUCCAGAAACUUCUGACCUCCUGGCUGGUGGGACAACAAGACUGGGAUCAGCGUCUGGACGAGGCCUACAUGCUGCAACAGAAGAGGAUUCGAGAGUCUCCUCUGCUUCGGGCAGCCAAGGAUAAUGACCUAUGUGUCCUGAAGAAACUCCUGCUGGACCGAACCUGUGACUUUCGUCAACGAGGAGCCCUGGGGGAGACGGCACUGCACGUGGCUGCCCUCUAUGACAAUCUGGAGGCUGCCACAGUGCUGAUGGAGGCUGCCCCGGAGCUGGUCAAGGAGCCCACCAUCUUUGAGCCAUUUGUAGGUCAGACGGCACUGCACAUAGCUGUCAUGAACCAGAACGUGAACUUGGUGAAAGCCCUGCUUGACCACGGGGCUAGUGUCUCUGCAAGGGCUGUAGGCUCAGUCUUCCGCCUCAGUCCUCACAACCUCCUCUACUUUGGAGAGCACCCCUUGUCCUUUGCCGCCUGUGUGGGCAGCGAGGAGAUUGUGAGGCUGCUCCUCGAGCAUGGAGCCGACAUCCGGGCCCAGGACUCCCUGGGAAACACAGUGUUGCACAUCCUCGUCCUCCAGCCCAACAAAACUUUUGCCUGCCAGAUGUACAACCUGCUGCUGUCCUACGAUGGGCGUGGGAACCACCUGCAGUCCCUGGACCUCGUGCCCAAUCACCAGGGUCUUACCCCCUUCAAGCUGGCUGGCGUGGAGGGCAACACCGUGGUGUUCCAGCACCUGAUGCAGAAGCGGAAGCACAUCCAGUGGGUGUGUGGGCCGCUGACCUCCACUCUCUAUGACCUCACGGAGAUCGACUCCUGGGGAGAGGAUGUCUCCUUUCUAGAGCUUGUGGUCUCCUCCAAGAAGCGAGAGGCUCGCCAGAUCCUGGAGCAGACCCCAGUGAAGCAGCUGGUGAGCUUCAAGUGGAGGAAGUACGGGCGGCCGUACUUCUGCAUCCUGGGGGCCUUGUACGUGCUCUAUAUGAUCUGUUUCACCAUGUGCUGCAUCCACCGUCCUCUCAAGUACCGUAGCGGCAACCGCACAGACUCCCGAGACAUCACCAUCCUCCAGCAGAAGCUGUUCCAGGAGGCCUAUGUGACUCAACAGGAUAAAAUUCGUCUGGUGGGGGAGCUGAUGACCAUCUUCGGGGCUGUGAUCAUCCUAUUCCUAGAGAUCCCAGACAUCUUCAGGGUUGGUUUCUCUCGCUAUUUUGGACAGACUGUCCUCGGGGGGCCAUUCCAUGUCAUCACCAUCACCUACGCCUCCCUGGUGCUGGUGACCAUGGUGAUGCGGCUUUCCAAUACCAACGGGGAGGUAGUGCCCAUGUCCUCCGCCUUGGUGCUGGGCUGGUGCAGUGUUAUGUAUUUUGCUCGAGGAUUCCAGAUGCUGGGUCCCUUCACCAUCAUGAUCCAGAAGAUGAUUUUCGGAGACCUAUUGCGUUUCUGCUGGCUGAUGGCUGUGGUUAUUGUGGGAUUUGCCUCAGCGUUCUUUGUCAUUUUCCAGACAGAGGACCCAUCCAAUCUGGGGCAGUUCUAUGACUACCCCAUGGCGCUGUUCAGCACCUUCGAGCUCUUCCUCACCAUCAUCGAUGGGCCCGCCAACUACGACGUGAACUUGCCCUUCAUGUUCAGCAUCGUCUACUUUGCCUUCGCCAUCAUCGCCACGCUCCUUAUGCUCAACCUGUUCAUCGCCAUGAUGGGUGACACUCACUGGCGGGUGGCCCAUGAACAGGACGAGCUCUGGAGGGCCCAGGUCGUGGCCACCACAGUAAUGCUGGAGAGGAAGCUGCCUCGCACCCUGUGGCCUCGCUCCGGUAUCUGUGGGUACAAGUACGGGCUGGGGGAUCGCUGGUUCCUGCGAGUUGAGACCAACCAAGAUCAGAAUACUUUGCGAGUACGUCGCUAUGUGGAAGCUUUCAAGGGCUCAGACAAGGAUGAAGAACACGAGCAUCUUUCGGAGAAACAGCCCUCAGUGGUUGAAAGUGGGAUUCUAGCCAGAGCCUCCCUGGCCCUCCCAACUCCCUCCCUGUCCCGGACCACAUCUCGAAGCAGCAGCCACCGAGGCUGGGAGAUUAUUCGUCGCAAUGCCCUGGGACACGUGAAUCAUGGACUGGACCUUGGGGAAGGGGAUGGAGAGGAAAGUGUCUAUCAUUUAUAA
Molecule: messenger RNA, 2193 nt
Organism: Hippopotamus amphibius kiboko
Lineage: Eukaryota; Metazoa; Chordata; Mammalia; Artiodactyla; Hippopotamidae
Gene: TRPV5
Product: transient receptor potential cation channel subfamily V member 5
Exons: 15
Coding region: 1-2193 (730 amino acids)
Biological process (GO): calcium ion import across plasma membrane
Cellular component (GO): membrane
Molecular function (GO): protein binding; calcium channel activity
Source: RefSeq, a predicted model, not a curated record